AAUUCCGUUGUGUUGUCGGACAAUGGGUUCUAAUAACACAACCACAUGAUUGCAAAGCAGUGAUCAGGAAGAAACUGUCAGGAAUUGGAGUGCAGUACAACCAACAAAGCCAAAAUGACUUAAGAUGUGACACUUUGGAAAGAGCGAUGAAGAGAAAUCUAGAUGCAUCUUCCCCUGCUGCUGGUGGUGAGCGACCAAAGAAGCACCAGAAGACGGAGAAAGUGGUCCCGCCCCUCAAAAAAGCUGGACCGUACUUUCUUGGUCCGAGGCUUGGUUCUUCACCAGUACGAAGUAUUGUGCAGUGUCUUGCAAGGAAGGAUGGGACAGAUGAUUUCUAUACUCUGAAGAUCCUGAGUAUGGAGGACCCCAGUCGUGAGAGCCAGGACCACAGACAGGGGAAGAUGUUGAUGCACACUGAAUAUUCUUUGCUGUCUUUACUGCAUGAUCAGCGUGGUGUUGUACAUCAUCAUGGUCUGUUCAAGGAUGAAGUAUGGGAGGAUGUUGGUGGCCCUGAUGGAGUUGAACACCUCACUGGCAGGAAAAAGAAGCGUCUCUGUCUCGUCCUUGACUGUCUCAUCCCGCAUGAGUUCAGCAACAAAAACUCGGACCUCAUCAAUCUGCAGCAUCAUGUUAUCAAAGAGAAGAAACUUGCUGAGAAAGAAGCUAUUGUGAUCUUUAAUGAGAUAGUUAAGACAGUUGAAGCCCUCCAUAAGAAAAAUAUAGUUCACCGAGAUCUAAAGCUUGGUAACAUGGUGCUGAACAAGCGGUCAAGGAAGGUGAUCAUCACAAAUUUCUGCCUGGGGAAACAUCUGGUUUGUGAAGACGACUUGUUAAAAGAUCAGAGAGGAAGUCCUGCAUACAUCAGCCCAGAUGUUCUAAGUGGUAAAGCAUAUUUAGGAAAACCUAGUGAUAUGUGGGCUCUUGGCGUGGUUCUGUUCACAAUGCUGUAUGGGCAGUUUCCAUUCUAUGACAGUGUCCCCCAAGAACUCUUCAGGAAAAUCAAAGCUGCUGAAUAUACAAUACCAAAUGACGGGCGUGUGUUGGAAAGUACCACAGACUUGAUCAAGAAGCUUCUCGUCCUAGACCCAAGGACUCGUCUAACAGCAACGCAAGUCCUUGAACAUUUGGAAGUGAUCAUUGCUACAUGGAAAUCGCUAUCAAUCAAAUCUGGGCCUUUUCAAGUUGUUCCUGACGUAGACUUUGUUGAAGACACAACAGAAUCAAAACCUUCUACAUCCACAGUAGCGAGUCCCAGCGUUAAUUUUGAGGCGAAACUCGUCAAAGCGCACAAUGGACCGACUGACGGGGAGAAAGAGAAACGAUACAUGUUACCACGGCGACAGCAUAGUCAUCCUCCAAUCAGAAGAGUGAGUCAAGAUGCAAGGCCAUUGUCUGCUGAUGAGGUUUUAUCAAAGAUACAUUUACUGCCGUUAUAGAGUUCACGGAAUAGACUUAGUGUUAUGAAAUUGUGAUGAAACUUUGAUGGCUAAAAACCGUAAUUCAGUGCAUUGGUGUAUUCCAAUGUAAUGAAUUUCCCUAUACAUAUCGCAUUUCUUAAAGUAGUUUAACUCAUUUGUAACAAUUAGCUGAUAAUAUGUGUAUGCUGACAAGCUGACAGGUACAUGUAUACAAUAGCCUACAUAGACAUAUGUACUGUGAGUAAUGUGACUAGGAAAGUGUUUGAGAUAGUUUUAUCAAAUUUUAUCUGUAUGUUCAUGUUUGUUGUUUGUGUGGUCCUACUGUGAUGUUGUUUUUGUUUCAUACCAGGCUCGAAUGGAUUAUGUAAAAAAAAACAUUGUAAAAUUAUAAGGGGGAAGGGAGGGUAACUUGUUCUUCAAGAUAUAUAAUUUCCAGUGCUUGUUAAAAAAAUUGUGGACUGGUUCAAGACUCCCAUCAUGACCAAUAUGGAACAUGAUAUAAAAUGUGUGAUCAUGCCUUAAAUUCAAACUCGUUUUGUUGUACUGCAUGGAGUUCAAGGACUUAUGUCAAUCCAGCUCUUUUCCCCACUAUAAGUUGUUCUGUUCAUGAGUUCACUGUAAAACCUGGAAAUAUCCGUGGCCAUUUUUUUUGCUGUUUUGUGAAAUUGCAACAUUUGUGUACUUUUAAUUCAAUGUUCUGACACCACUGAAAUAGUUAUUUCAAUUUUGCCAUUGUAUAUUUUCGUGAUUCCUGUAAAUGCUAAAAAGGGCAUGCAAAUAUUUCCAGGUUUGCAAUUAUCACUAAUAUGUCAGAACUGCAUGAAACGUGGAUAGUACUGUGCCAGUAUUUCAUCAUGAAGAUAAGAUAGAAUGAAAGGUGUUGUCUAUAACUAUGUUAUCUAUAACUAUGUUAUACUGGAAGUUGUUAGAGAGUAUUACUGUUGAUAAGAUUCAAAAUUUUGUCUUGAUGUAUGUGUUUUAUCAUGCUUGUUGCAUUUAUUGUUUGAGUCAACAAAUUUUAUCUCACAUUUUAUCAGAAU
Messenger RNA from Lineus longissimus, 2458 nucleotides. Its product is annotated as serine/threonine-protein kinase 40-like. Gene Ontology annotation, biological process: protein phosphorylation. The transcript is spliced from 8 exons. NCBI's taxonomy places the organism in Eukaryota, Metazoa, Nemertea, Pilidiophora, Heteronemertea, Lineidae. Gene Ontology annotation, molecular function: protein kinase activity; ATP binding. The coding region runs from base 147 to 1436 and encodes 429 amino acids. The record is from RefSeq and is a predicted model, not a curated record.